UCAAAUAAAUAUUCAAGAAAUGUACAUGUAUAUACAUAAUAAUUGAAUAAACAAAAUAAUGGAAGAAAUAUCGUUUGUACAUAUUAUAAAGUAUACAUAUUUGAACAUAUAUGUGUAUAAUGAAAUCCGCGUAUGGCUAUAGUUAACUACAAAUAUUACCGAAGGAUGGAGACACUAGUAGUAAGAAGCCUCGUAUAUUGGAGGGGGAAAGAAUGUUCAUGCUUUUGAUGCAAUGUCGUGUUAGUAAGUGAUAUAUUUCGCUUAUCCAUGUUGUUUGGGAUUUAUAUUGAAAGUGAUUUAUUUGAUUUGUUGAACACAUUUUGAAAGCUACAGAGAUUAUUGAGAAAAAGACAUCCUUAUUAAUUUUAUUUCCAGAUUCUUAUCUGAAUUCUAUAGAUGAUAUGCAACUAAAUGCAUGCAAUGAGUCAAAAUGACAUCAAUAGAGGCACAAAAAAGUUUUACAAAUUCUUUAAAUUUACAAAGUUCAGUUAUAUCUGAAUCACAAAAAGAAAACUCACAAUUGACAAAUGUUCAAGAAGAACAAAAUAUUGAUAUUGCUAAUAAAGAAACAAGUAAAGAUACUAUUAUAGACAUAAAAAAUGAUAUUAAAGAUACACUGCACAUUAAAAAUUGUGAUCAAAAGAAAUAUGAAAAUGAAGAAGAUGUAAUUAUUUUAGAAAAUAAUAAGAAAGAUAUUAAAUGUAACAUAAAUAAAAUAGAACAUGGACAGAACAGCGAAAAGUUGGAUAUUAUUUCUUUUGCUUCUGAAAAUGAUUCUAAAAUAAUUAAAACUGAAAAUACAAAAGAAGUUACAAGUAAAAGUGGAAAUAAUUUAAAAAGAACACGACGAAGUAUUACUACUCAAGAAGCAGAUGUACUUUUAGAAGAAAAUAAUUCAAGAACUAAACGAAAGAAAAAAAAUACAAAUGAUAGAUUUUGUUGGCGAUGUCAUAAAGAAUCAGUAGAAGCACAUUGUAGUGCAUGUCCUAGAUCAUGGCAUCGCAAAUGUAUAGGAAUGCAACAAUCAAUUAUUCAAAAUUGGAUAUGUGGAGAAUGUGCAGCAAUUUUACGAGCGGAAAAUGCAGAAACACGUUCUACAGCUAUGGCACAAUUAUCUGUUGAUCAAUUAUGUUUAUUAUUAAAACAUGUUGUUGAAAGAAUGAGAGAAUAUCCUGGUUCAGAACCAUUUUGGAAACCAGUAGAACUUUCUGAAGCUCCAAAUUAUCUAGAUUAUGUGGUAAAACCAAUGGAUUUAAGUCUUUUAGAAUCGAAUGUUCGAGCUAAAUUAUACGGUAGUACAGAUGCAUUUAUGGCUGAUGCUAAAUGGAUUCAACAUAACUGUAUUGUAUUUAAUACAUGUGGUGGUGUAUACACUGAUACAUCUAAAUUAACAAAUGCUGCAAAACAAAUUAUUAAAUUAGCACGUCAAGAAGUAUCAGAAAUUGAAGCAUGUCCUGAUUGUUAUGCUCAUGGAAGAAAUUUGCCAAGACCACAACCAGCAUGGUUUAUUGAACCAUGUCGUCGUCCUCAUCCGCUAGUUUGGGCUAAAUUGAAAGGUUUUCCAUUUUGGCCUGCAAAAGCUAUGCCUCGAAUGAAUUCUCAAGGUUUUGUAGAUGUUCGAUUUUUUGGUGAACAUGAUCGAGCAUGGGUUUCUCCACGAGAUCUAUAUUUAUAUUCAGAAGAUCCACCUGUCCCAUUACCAAGAAAAAGAAAAUUAGAUAUGGAGGAAUGUGUUAGAGAAAUUACUCGUCAUUGUCGAAAAUUAGAGCUUGUAUUUGGUGAAUUCAAAUUUGCACCCCCUAAAGUACAAUAUAAUCCGCAUGAUCCAAUGCAAAUAAAAUUAAUGUUACCAAAUUAUGAUCCUCUCAAUUCUAGUAAUUGCAUAUCUCCGCAACACUUGAUUCCUAAGAAAACACCUUUUCUUAAAAAGCGAGUUCAUGUUAAAAUGAAAUCGCAAAAUGAUUUAGAGAAGAUAGACAAUUCUGAUACUGAAAAUAAAAUAUCAAAUGAAUUUAACUCCGCUAAUAAAGGAAGCAAAAUUGAAAGUAGACCGUCUAAAAUAGUAGAAUCUGAUAAUUUCCAUGAAACUGAAACCAUUGCUGUUACAAGCAACAAUUUAAACGAAUCAAUGGACAGAGAAAGUAAAGAAGACGUGCAAGUAGGCAAAAAUACAUUAACAAAAUUGGAUGUGGUCGCAAAAGAAGAUAUGAAACCAAGUACAAGUAAAACUAGUAAAAAUGAAAUAAAUAAUGGAAAUACAGCAAAAGAUGACACAAAUGGACCAAAUUUUAUGUUGAAACAAAACUCUGAAAAUGAAAUAAAUGAUAAUAAAAGAUCUUUGGAAAAUUUAUUAAAACAAGAAAUAGUAACUUCAAAAAAACAUACAGUGAAAGAUAUUCAAAUAUCCAAAAAGGAAUUCAUUUCUAAAAUGAAUGUUAAUAAAGAAGAUGCUAGUCAAAAUUUAAAUUCACAAAAGAAUAAUUUUAAAAAUACUAAAAACAUAGAAAAAGUUUAUAAACCAAAGACAAGAAUAGUUGAUAAAAUGAACGCCGAGAAAGCUUUAAGAUCUACCACAAUAGAGCAAAGUCAAAAAUUAAAUACAACAGGAACGAUAGUUAAACAACAAAAUGAUUCAACAAAAUUGAAAGAUACCUCUAAAAAUCAUAGUAACAAUUUAACAGAAUCAACUAUUUCAAUACUAAGCAAUAAAACACCAAUUGAUACUGAUAUUAAUGGUGAUGUUGACACUUACAAAAAAAAUACUACAGAUCAAUCUGUUGCAUUACUUUUCGUUGUAAAUGAUGGUACAUCUAAUACUACAAAAAAAUCCACUGGUAAUUUGAUUACCGAAAAAGAGAAAAAUUGUGAUGUUUCAAUUCAAGAUCAACAGACUUCGAAAAUUUCAUUACAACUGUCAUAUCAACAAACAAAGGAAAGCAAAGCUAGAAAAUCAUUUCCUAAUAAACCUCGUAAUUGUCCACAACUCAUUCCACGUUCAUCGACGAGCACACAAUCCAAUUCAAUAGAUUCUAUAGUAACUGAUUAUCAAACUGAAAAUCGUAUUGAAUAUCAAAUGCUACCACCAGAAGCAGGACCUAUCAGUGCUCGUUUGUAUCAUGGUGCUCAAGAUUUAGCCAGAAAACUAGCUAAAUUAAUGGAAGAGGCAUACAAGGAAGCAGCACAAGAAAGUCAAAAUUGUGAAAGCCGUAUGUCUGAAAAUCACCAAGCAACAGUACAUUUUUUAAGAUUACAAAUAGAACGUAUGAGAUGGCAACAUCAACAACAAUUAGCAGAAUUAAAACAUAAUACAGAUAGAAUAUUACGUGAAAUGAAAGCAAGUUUGGAAGCUGAAAGAUUACGUGCUAUUGAGGAAACUCGUAGAGAAGCAGAAGAAGAAAAGCUACGAUGUAUUGAAGAAAUUAAACGUAAACAAUGGUGUGCAAUGUGUGGUAGAGAAGCAUUAUUUUACUGCUGUUGGAAUACUGCAUAUUGUGAUUAUCCUUGCCAACAAUCACAUUGGCCAAUGCAUAUGAGAACAUGUGCUCAAAAACCUUCAUUCACUACUAUUGUUACCAGUUCUACUGUAAAUUCGAAUCAGCAGCAGAAUCAUAAUAUCAAAGUAAACAGCCCUACUAAUAGGAUGUACGAAUUAUCACAUGAUAAACUGAACAAAAUAUCAACAUCUCUAGCUUUGUGUUGUUCUGAAACUGAUGGUAAUGGAAAUUCAUCAUAGU
Molecule: messenger RNA, 3734 nt
Organism: Apis cerana (Asiatic honeybee)
Lineage: Eukaryota; Metazoa; Arthropoda; Insecta; Hymenoptera; Apidae
Gene: Zmynd8
Product: Zinc finger MYND-type containing 8
Biological process (GO): regulation of DNA-templated transcription
Cellular component (GO): cytoplasm; nucleus
Molecular function (GO): protein binding; transcription corepressor activity
Source: RefSeq, a predicted model, not a curated record